GAAGCUCGAUGUUAAUGGAAGAUGCAACAUAAAAAAUUGUGGGAAAGUCAUAUUUUACCGUUUAAACUGAAUUAAAUUGUAAAACAUAACAGUUUGGAUGACGACAUCCAGUAUCAAGGUUCUACCACAAUCCAAUAAUUUUAGUGCCCCUGCACAACAGUUUUCUGUAAAAGAUAAAGGAACUAGAAUAUCUAGUCAUAAAGAUGUCAUUUUUAAAGCAGCCAUGACCCGAAGAGCUCAGCUGGUCAUCGAAAUAUCCAGUUAGGACUAGGAGAGAUGAGUCGCUACAGGGUCUGCUUGUGCUUCACCAUAAAGUUUAGAAUCGUGGAGGCAGAACCACCGCAGGACGUCAAAGAUGCCUUCAAGAAGUACGCCAAGGAUGGAGAGCACAUGACGGCAGAGGAGCUGCAGCAGUUCUUGGUGGCUGUUCAGGGUGAAGCCGGAGCGUCCGUGGCUGAGGCGGUGGGGAUGGUGGAAAAGGUGCUUCAGGAACGGCAUCACAAUACCAAGACGGUGAGGCACACUCUUACCCUCGAGGAUUUUCAACAUUACCUAUUCUCUGCGGAUCUAAACCCCCCUAUUCGUGAUAAGGUGCACCAUGACAUGGAAGCUCCUUUGUCCCAUUAUUUCAUAUUUACCGGCCACAAUUCAUAUUUGACUGGAAAUCAGCUCUCGAGUGACUCCAGCGAUGUCCCCAUCAUAAAAGCAGUGAAGAACGGGGUAAGAGUGGUGGAGCUAGACCUAUGGCCCAAUUCAGAUAAGAGUGCUGUCGAAGUUCGACAUGGAGGGACAUUGACAACUCCAGUGGAACUCACUAAAUGUUUGCAAUCUAUUAAAGACAAUGCUUUCACUGAAAAUCAAUACCCUGUUAUUAUUACUCUUGAAGACCACCUAACCCCACCUCUUCAGAAAAAAGUUGCUCAGGUGAUUACUGCUACAUUUCAAGAGAUGUUGUUUCGUCCGGACGAGUGUGAAGGUUUAAAAGAAUUUCCUUCACCAGAAGAUCUGAAAAAAAGGAUUAUCAUAUCAACCAAGCCUCCCCAACAGUUUACAGCUGAUAAUGAAGACAAAAGUAACAAUAACUCAAACAAGGGAAAGCGUUGGAGGCUUGGCGCCCCUCCCUUACCAUUCACACUUCCUAAAUUUUUUAAAUGUGGGAGUGGAGCAUCAAAGAAAGGGCCAAGAAAAAACUACUCAUCUGAUCAAGAAGAUGAAGCUAAGAUUGAUGAGGAUGAUGAUCAUUCAAGCGAGUGCAGUCAAGAUAAUGAAGACAAUGAUGCAUCUGAUCCUGGAUCAAUGCAAUCAAAAGCACUUGAAUACAAGCAUCUUAUUUCCAUUCAUGCUGAAAAACCCAAGGGUGAGUUGAAGGAUGCACUAAAAGUGGAACUUGAUAAAGUUAAACGCAUUAGUUUCAGUGAAGGAAAACUUAAAAGGGCUGCGUUGUCCCACGCAAUGGAAGUUGUAAGAUUCACCCAGAAUAAUGUUUUGAGGAUAUUCCCCAAGGGUACUCGUUUUAACUCCUCCAAUUACAACCCGUUAACUGGUUGGAUGCAUGGAGCUCAGAUGGUUGCGUUUAACAUGCAGGGCCAUGGUAAGUAUCUUUGGUGGAUGCAAGGGCUGUUUAGAUCCAAUGGAGGGUGUGGUUAUGUGAAAAAGCCUAAGAUUUUGAUGCAGGGUGACAAGGUCUUUGAUCCAAAAGCAGAAUUUGUGGGGGAGAAAACUAUAUUAAAGGUAAAAGUGUAUAUGGGAGAUGGUUGGCGUUUAGAUUUUAAACGAACUCACUUUGAUUCUUAUUCCCCACCAGACUUCUACGCGAGGGUUGGGAUAGCAGGAGUGCCAGCUGACAAGACGAAAAUGUAUGAAACAAAAGAGAAAAAUGACAAUUGGACUCCUGUUUGGAAUGAAGAAUUUACAUUUGAGUUGACUGUUCCUGAACUGGCUUUGCUUCGAGUUGAGGUCCAUGAUCGUGAUGAGAUUGAAAAAGAUGACUUUGCUGGCCAAACUUGUUUGCUUGUCUCAGAACUAAAGAAGGGAAUUCGAGCAGUACCCCUGUACAAUAAGAAGGGAGACAAGUACAACUCUGUAAAAGUGUAUAUGGGAGAUGGUUGGCGUUCAGAUUUCAAACGAACACACUUUGAUUGUUAUUCUCCACCGGACUUCUAUGCAAGGGUUGGGAUAGUAGGAGUGCCAGCUGACAAGAAAAUGUAUGCAACAGAAGAGAAAAAUAACAAUUGGACUCCUGUUUGGGAUAAAGAAUUUACAUUUGAAUUGAUUGUUCCUGAACUGGCUUUGCUUCGAGUUGAAGUCCGUGAUCAUGAUGACAUCGACAAAGAUGACUUUGCUGGUCAAACUUGUUUGCUUGUCUCCGAACUAAAGCAGGGAAUUCGAGCAGUACCCCUGUACAAUAAGAAGGGAGACAAGUACAACUCUGUAAAGCUUCUCAUGCGCUUUGAUUUUGUCUGAGACUCAAAAUCUUUUGUCCUCUGUACUUAUUUCCAUUUUUUUUUUGUUAUUAAUUACUCUAAUUUUUUUUUUUUGUUUUCUGCCUGGUAUUCGGGGCUUAACCCCCGACUAAUCCGGACUCGAUCCACGUCACCUGAAAAUAAUGGGUGAGUCUCCCAACAAAGACUGCUGCAUACACAAUAUCUCGAACUCGAGAUCUUGCUUAAGCUGGAACAAAUCGUUUACCAAUUCAUCCAAUCCGUUGUUGAUUAUUAUUAAUUACUCUGUGACUGGUGUUCUUCUAUGUGCUCUUCCCCUGUUUUCCUCUGUACUACAACUAGUUACCAUCAUUUUUUUUUAAGUAUUUGACAGUUGAAACUGUAAAAUAAUUAUAAAAUAU
Messenger RNA from Rubroshorea leprosula, 2842 nucleotides. Lineage: Eukaryota; Viridiplantae; Streptophyta; Magnoliopsida; Malvales; Dipterocarpaceae. The record is from the annotation of a GenBank genome assembly.